AUGGAUGAGCUGCAAAAAAAAAGAAUUAUAAACUUAUUUAAUUUAAAAAAAAAUGAUCUGGGCUAUAUCGAUAAGCAAGAUCUGAUAACAAUACUGAAGUCUUUAGGACUAAGGAUAUGCUAUGAAAUAUUUAAAGAUAAUAAAGAUUUUUACAAUUUUGAUGAAUUAAAUGAAUAUGCUGAAAAAUUGAAAACAAAUUAUUAUACAAAACAAAAAAUCGAAAAUAGUAUCCUAUUUUUAAAUCCAGACAACACUACAAUAAAUAAAAAUAUCUUAAAGAGUAUUUUAUGUGAAAAUGGAAAUAAAUUCACAGAAGAUGAAUUUAAAAAGUUUCUUAUCAAUAUUCCAGUUACUCCAGAAGGAAAUAUAAACCAUUCCGAUCUAAUUGAUAUGUAA
Messenger RNA from Plasmodium yoelii, 396 nucleotides. RefSeq names its product conserved Plasmodium protein, unknown function. The transcript is spliced from 5 exons. The record is from RefSeq and is a predicted model, not a curated record. Lineage: Eukaryota; Apicomplexa; Aconoidasida; Haemosporida; Plasmodiidae. Bases 1 to 396 code for a protein of 131 amino acids.